This is a messenger RNA of Trichophyton benhamiae CBS 112371, 363 nucleotides long. Its product is annotated as BRCT domain protein. The transcript has 2 exons. NCBI's taxonomy places the organism in Eukaryota, Fungi, Ascomycota, Eurotiomycetes, Onygenales, Arthrodermataceae. Bases 1 to 363 code for a protein of 120 amino acids. The record is from RefSeq and is a predicted model, not a curated record.
AUGGGCCGAACAUUCAAGAAUAUAACCGUGAGCGUGACUGGUGAAUUUGGACCCAUUUCCGAUAAAUUCAAGCAAUGGGUUGAAGCCAACGGUGGAAGUUUCUCCAAGGAGGUCAACAGCGGAGUCACCCAUUUGCUAUCUACAAAGGGAGCCUUCAAGGCGAACAACAACGCUGUUUCUUCAGAUUGGUUGGAAGACUCUCUUUUGUCAAAAUCUCGACGCCCCAAGCGUGAAGGCCCAUAUCUAUGGUCUCAAUUGACUAAGAAGGCAAGGAAAACAUCGCCUGGACAGAAAAAAGCGGAUAAAGAUGCCAAAACAAAGCAGAUAAACGGUCUAUAUAAAACCCUCUUUAGACGACCCUAG